This is a messenger RNA of Lipotes vexillifer (Yangtze River dolphin), 3084 nucleotides long. It is a transcript of the gene SRPRA, whose product is annotated as SRP receptor subunit alpha. The record is from RefSeq and is a predicted model, not a curated record. Lineage: Eukaryota; Metazoa; Chordata; Mammalia; Artiodactyla; Lipotidae. Gene Ontology annotation, molecular function: GTPase activity; GTP binding; ATP hydrolysis activity. Gene Ontology annotation, cellular component: signal recognition particle receptor complex; endoplasmic reticulum membrane. Gene Ontology annotation, biological process: intracellular protein transport; SRP-dependent cotranslational protein targeting to membrane. Bases 183 to 2102 code for a protein of 639 amino acids. The transcript has 14 exons.
AGACCUACGCGCCCGCUGGCCGAGCUGGGGAGGGACCCAGGCUACUGCGCUGAACGGAAGUGCGGCUGAGCAGGUUUCCGGGGCCGCUGGUGUGACGUGUCCCGCGCUUGGCGUAGCAGGAAGCGGCGGCGAUCGCGGCCUGAGUUCCCGGCGCCGGCCCCGGCUCUUUUCCCGCUGCCGCCAUGCUCGACUUCUUCACCAUUUUCUCCAAAGGCGGGCUAGUGCUCUGGUGCUUCCAGGGCGUGAGCGACUCAUGCACCGGGCCAGUUAACGCGUUGAUUCGUUCCGUGUUGCUGCAGGAAAGGGGAGGUAACAACUCCUUCACCCAUGAGGCACUCACGCUCAAGUAUAAACUGGACAACCAGUUUGAGCUGGUGUUUGUGGUAGGUUUUCAGAAGAUCCUAACACUGACGUACGUAGACAAGUUGAUAGACGAUGUGCACCGGCUGUUUCGUGACAAGUACCGCACUGAGAUCCAACAGCAAAGUGCCUUAAGUCUACUGAAUGGCACUUUUGAUUUCCAGAAUGACUUUCUGCGGCUCCUUCGUGAAGCAGAGGAGAGCAGUAAGGUCCGUGCUCCCACAACCAUGAAGAAAUUUGAAGAUUCUGAAAAGGCCAAGAAACCUGUGAGGUCCAUGAUUGAGACACGGGGUGAAAAGCCUAAGGAAAAAGCCAAGAACAGCAAAAAAAACAAGGGGGCCAAGAAGGAAGGUUCUGAUGGCCCUUUGGCUACCAGCAAAGCAGUCCCUGCAGAAAAGUCAGGUCUCCCAGUGGGGCCUGAGAACGGGAUAGAACUUUCCAAAGAGGAACUGAUCCGCAGGAAGCGAGAAGAGUUCAUUCAGAAGCAUGGGAGGGGUAUGGAGAAGUCCAGCAAGUCCAGUAAGUCAGAUGCUCCCAAGGAGAAGGGCAAAAAAGCGCCCCGGGUGUGGGCACUGGGUGGCUCUGUCAACAAGGAAGUCCUGGACUAUAGCGCUCCUACGGCCAAUGGGGCCCCCGAGGGCGCCCCGCCCGAGGACAUCAACUUGAUUCGAGGGACUGGGUCUGGGAGGCAGCUUCAGGAUCUGGACUGCAGCAGCUCAGAUGACGAAGGGGCCGCUCAAAACUCCACCAAACCUAGUGCUACCAAGGGGACUCUGGGUGGCAUGUUUGGGAUGCUGAAGGGCCUGGUGGGUUCCAAGAGCUUGAGUCGUGAAGACAUGGAAUCUGUGCUGGACAAGAUGCGUGACCAUCUCAUUGCUAAGAACGUGGCAGCAGACAUUGCGGUCCAACUCUGUGAAUCUGUUGCUAACAAGCUGGAAGGGAAGGUGAUGGGGACGUUCAGCACGGUGACUUCCACCGUAAAGCUAGCUCUCCAAGAGUCCCUGGUGCAGAUUCUGCAGCCACAGCGCCGUGUGGACAUGCUCCGGGAUAUCAUGGAUGCCCAGCGUCAUCAGCGCCCUUACGUGGUCACCUUCUGUGGCGUGAAUGGCGUGGGGAAGUCUACUAACCUUGCCAAGAUUUCCUUCUGGCUGUUAGAGAAUGGCUUCAGUGUCCUCAUUGCUGCCUGUGAUACAUUCCGUGCUGGGGCUGUGGAGCAGCUGCGGACACACACCCGACGUUUGCGCGCCCUGCACCCCCCCGAGAAUCACGGUGGCCGCGCCAUGGUGCAGUUGUUUGAGAAGGGCUACGGCAAGGAUGCUGCUGGCAUCGCCAUGGAAGCCAUUGCCUUUGCACGUAACCAAGGCUUUGAUGUGGUGCUGGUGGACACAGCUGGCCGCAUGCAGGACAAUGCCCCUCUGAUGACUGCCCUGGCCAAGCUCAUUACUGUCAACACACCCGACUUGGUGCUGUUUGUGGGGGAGGCCUUAGUAGGCAAUGAGGCCGUGGACCAGCUGGUCAAGUUCAACAGGGCCUUGGCUGACCAUUCUAUGGCCCAGACGCCUCGGCUCAUUGAUGGCAUUGUCCUUACCAAAUUUGAUACCAUCGAUGACAAGGUGGGAGCUGCUAUUUCUAUGACCUACAUCACAAGCAAACCCAUCGUCUUUGUGGGCACCGGCCAGACCUACUGUGACCUACGCAGUCUCAACGCCAAGGCCGUGGUGGCUGCCCUCAUGAAGGCUUAAUGUGGCUCUUGGCCAAUACCAAAUCACCGCUUCCCCCCAAAGCCCCCAUCCCUGUAUCAAGAAUGUGCUUUAGAGUACGUGAGCAACUUGCCUUCAGUGUAGUUCAAAGGCAGAGUGAGGGGAGCUCCAGGCGAGGGCUUGCAGCCCCUCCUAACCCCACUCCCUGUUCAGCCCAGCCUCCCUCUGCAAGGAGGGCCUAAUCAUGUUACAGUCAGUCACUGCCCAUUACCCGCCCCCAGCCCCAUGCUCCUCCCCCUUCCUACUCACACAGGCAUCCCUUCACUCUGCCUACAGACUCGGUCUCAUUACAGCUUUGACCAAUGGUUAGAAGAUCCAGCACCAGAGCUUUGCUAGUUAAGUGUGGUCAUGGGGACGUCCGAGCAUCAUCCCCAGCUCCAUUAGAUAAAGAGCUUCCAGAGCCAGCUCUGGGUCUUGAGUGGCACCUCCCCCUAGGAUAUACACAGCUUUCAGGUCCCUGGGGCCAGGACGACACCCCCACACUGUGGCAGUGUAUGGCCUGUUCUUAAUUGCUGCUGAUUCCAGGAUGACCCCUGGCCCCGUUUCCCCAAAGCAUCAGCUAGGCCACAGUGAUGUGUUAGAGAUGAGCGAAAGAGGAGUCGCUGCUUCCCUCAGAGAUGAAGGGAGCCGAGCUGCAGUGCUGCACUGGGCUUCUCGGCCUCCAAGAUCUCCUCCCACUUCCAGAAUCCAGACAUACCUUUGCAUGUUCCCCUUCCCGGGAGAAAACCAGCUGUCAGAAGGGGAGACACACUGCCCCCUCCCCCUCUUCCCCUGGGCUGGAUCCUGGCGUUUCCUCAUCCUCUACAGUGCCUGGUAGACAAGCGCUACGUUGAAUACAGACCUUGUUAAGACCUGUCCUGUAGCUUGGGGUUACAGAUGUGCUAUUAGUGCAAUAAGGUGACGGCUGUCUGCCCAGAGAAAUACAUAAUUUAUAUAAGAAAAUAAAUUUCAUAAAUAAAUUGCC